Messenger RNA from Lathyrus sativus (Indian pea), 1056 nucleotides. The record is from the annotation of a GenBank genome assembly. NCBI's taxonomy places the organism in Eukaryota, Viridiplantae, Streptophyta, Magnoliopsida, Fabales, Fabaceae.
AUGGAGUUUGAAAACAAGGAAGCCUGCGUCCUCGCCCUGCAACGUUGGCACAUAACACACUGUGUGGACUAUUGGGUGUGUAAGUCUGACAAUGAACGAUAUGUCAUUAAGUGUAAGAAACAAGAAUGCAAGUUCAAGUGCAGAGCUUCAUUUAGACAAAGGAACUCGAAAUGGGUGAUUGGUAAGCUGUCUGGGUCUCACACAUGCACCACAACGUCUAUGGCACAAGACCAUAGCAAGCUCAGUUCAGAAAUGGUUAGCCAUAGCAUCAGAGAACUUGUAAACAGCGACACCUCACUUAAGGUAAAAGUGAUCAUUGCCCAUAUUCUAGAAAAAUACGGGUACAUUAUAUCUUACCGGAAGGCGUUGAUCGCUAAGUGCAAGGCGGUAGAGUCGCUUUACGGCAAUUGGGAAACAUCUUACAACGACCUACCGCAGUGGAUACUGGUAAUGAAAACCUUUCUUCCCGGAACCGUUAUGGAUUUGCAAACCAUACCUGCCAUAUCAAGUGAUGGUUCCCAGAUCUCCGGAAAAAGAACAUUCCUUCGUCUGUUUUGGGCAUUUCGUCUGUGUAUAAAUGGUUUCGCCUACUGUAAGCCCAUUGUGCAGGUAGACGGAACUUGGUUGUAUGGCAAGUACAAAGGAACUCUAUUGACGGCGGUGGCACAAGAUGGCAACGCAAAUAUUUUCCCAGUGGCAUUCGCUUUGGUCGAAGGAGAAACAAAGGAAGCCUGGAGUUUUUUUCUGAGGAACCUAAGAUUACACGUGACACCACAGCCGAAUUUAUGUCUAAUAUCUGAUAGGCAUGAAUCGAUAAAAAGUGCAUACAACAAUCCAGAAAACGGUUGGCAAAAUCCUCCAUCUUCGCAUGUCUACUGCAUAAGACACAUCGCUCAAAACUUCAUGCGCGAGAUUAAGGACAAGGUUCUACGAAAAUUAGUUGUUAACAUGGGUUAUGCAUUGACGGAGGCCUCAUUUAAUUAUUAUCGCGGAGAAAUCAGAAGAUCCAACGCUGAGGCUUUAAAUUGGAUAGACAAUAUUCCUAGGGAGAAGUGA